AUGCCACGACCUAACUCGAAGAAGCCACUGUCUAACACAAAAGCUGCCAUAGACUCCAGAAAACAAAGAGCCCGCAAAGCUGAAGAAAAUGAAAGAUUACGAGCAGAAAAUGAAAGAUCACGAGCAGAAAAUGAAAGAAUACAAUCAGAAAAUGAAAGAUUGAAAUCAGAAAAUGAAAGAUUACGAUCAGAAAAAGAUAGAUCCCAAUCAGAAAAUGAAAGAUUGAAAUCAGAAAAUGAAAGAUUGAAAUCAGACAAUGAAGGCUUACAAUCAGAAAUCAGAAAUCUCAGCAGAGAACUGAUUACUGAACUUCGUAAAAAUCAUCAAAAUGAUGAUAGAAUACCAAGUGUAGGUUCAACUGAUGAAUAUGACCUCCAUCAAUAUGGAUCUCAUUAUCGAGAUGGUCAAAA
Molecule: messenger RNA, 410 nt
Organism: Ambispora gerdemannii
Lineage: Eukaryota; Fungi; Glomeromycota; Glomeromycetes; Archaeosporales; Ambisporaceae
Source: the annotation of a GenBank genome assembly